AUUAUUGUAACGACAACGCGAAUACUCCUACUGGCACCACAGAUGCAAAUGGGCAACAGAGUUCUUCGGGAGUUUGACAGCGAUGGUACUGGCGCAUUACGUGUACAGUUUCGCGACGAUUGCGGCACUCUGAUGCGCCGACAUUUUGUGUAUCUCGGCUCAUCAAAUUCCCAGAUGCGAGAUGGCGGCUGUUAUUUUUAUGACGAUGGAGAAGGUGGGCAGGUGCAGAGAAUCCGUGAAAGCCUCGGCAGAUUCACUCAGUGCAGCAUACCCAAGAUGAUGUCGCGGAUGGGUCAGUGCUUCACGCAAGCCAGACAAUGCGCAGUGAAACUGAAGCGAGCUAAUUAUAACAAGACAUAUGAUGUUAUUGGAGGCUGCGAUACCAAUGGAUCUGCUUAUGUGUUUUCUGACGGCGUCGGCACCAUUUCGAUAGACUUCGCUCGGACAAUUGCAUUAGAUCUGGGAGUCGAAAACUUCAUCCCAAGCUGUUUCCAGGUCCGUUACCGUGGCGUCAAGGGUGUGCUCACGCUUGAUCCAAACUUGGAUGUGCGAAAAUGCUGGGCUGAAACGAACCGUAUUGCUGACAACAGCAGAUAUACGAAUAGGCAGAACAACUUGGCAGUACUGUUUCGCCCUUCUCAGGACAAAUUCAAAGCGCCGCGCGACACGUCUAUUGAAGUCGUCAAAUAUUCGGCGCCCACACCUGUUUUCUUAAAUCGACCGCUGAUAUUAAUUUUGGAUCAAGUAAGCGAAUUAGUCACUCCACUGUGA
This is a messenger RNA of Gongylonema pulchrum, 771 nucleotides long. NCBI's taxonomy places the organism in Eukaryota, Metazoa, Nematoda, Chromadorea, Rhabditida, Gongylonematidae. The record is from the annotation of a GenBank genome assembly.